Messenger RNA from Nerophis lumbriciformis (worm pipefish), 1518 nucleotides. NCBI's taxonomy places the organism in Eukaryota, Metazoa, Chordata, Actinopteri, Syngnathiformes, Syngnathidae. The record is from RefSeq and is a predicted model, not a curated record.
AUGAUGCCAGAAUGCGACCCGACAGAGACAUUCGAACGCGCGUUGGACUCAGAGACAACUGCGGUUUCUCCACUGGAGUCAAAUUUCUCCACUGUACAUCGUCCGAGUGUGUUAUUUGAAAAGAACACCGCGAGCUUGGGAUUCCAGGCUAACCCGGGCGUUGCCGUUCGAAUUUCGGACUCGUGUGAAAGCGUCUUGACCGAGCUUGAGGUGGACGGCUCCGGCGAAGACGCGUUGCUGUUGCCUUGCUUUGUUGGAAGCUCGUCCCCGUCGAGAAGUUCCCGAGACAAGAACAGACGGAACAGACACAGCUCAUCGUCGGAUAAAGACACGUUAGCCUCACCGGGUAUCAACAAUGGGGACUUCAACCAUUUCCCCGAUGAUCCUGAGUUUGCAGAUAUUAUUCAAAGGGCAGAACAGGCUAUUGAGGGUGGCGCCUUUCCAGAGAGGAUUUCCCAGGGCUCCAGUGGGAGUUACUUUGUCAAAGACCCAAAAGGGAAAGUCAUCGGUGUUUUCAAACCAAAGUCAGAGGAACCCUACGGUCAUCUAAAUCCCAAAUGGACCAAAUAUUUUCACAAGCUUUGCUGUCCGUGUUGUUUUGGGCGAGGUUGCUUGUUGCCAAAUCAGGGUUACCUCUCAGAAGCUGCUGCUUCGCUAGUGGAUAGCAAACUGGGCCUUGGUGUGGUGCCAAAAACAAAGGUGGUGUAUUUGGCCAGUGAGACCUUUCAUUACAGUGCCAUAGACAGAGCCAAAUCCAGAGGGAAGAAGUACGCUUUAGAGAAAGUACCCAAGGUGGGACGACGCUUUCACAGAGUGGGCUUGCCACCAAAGGUGGGCUCAUUUCAGCUGUUCGUAGAGGGUUAUCGCGAGGCAGACUAUUGGCUGAGGCACUUUGAGGCAGAACCUCUGCCAGAGAACAUCAGAAAGCAGCUACAGUCACAGUUUGAGCGGCUGGUCAUACUGGAUUAUGUAAUCCGAAACACAGAUCGAGGAAACGACAACUGGCUGAUCAAGUAUGAGAAGCCAGGAGAGUGCGACGGACCAAAGGAUACAGAGUGGCCAGAAAACAUUUCCAAGCCUUGCAUCAAGAUUGCAGCCAUUGACAAUGGCCUGGCCUUUCCCUUCAAACACCCUGAUGAAUGGAGAGCUUACCCCUUUCACUGGGCGUGGCUGCCCCAGGCUAAGGUUGCUUUCUCCCAGGAGACCAGAGAGCUGGUGCUGGCCCGUCUCUCGGACAUGAACUUUGUGCAGGACCUUAGUGAGGACCUCUAUGAGAUGUUCAUGAGAGACAAAGGCUUUGACAAGACCAUGUUUGAGAAACAGAUGUCGGUGAUGAGGGGGCAGGUGUUGAAUCUCACCCAAGCUCUUAAGGAUGGCAAGAGCCCGCUACAACUAGUGCAGAUGCCCCGUGUGGUGGUGGAGCGCAGCCGGUCAGGUGGCCAGGGCCGCGUUGUCACUCUGGGCAAUGCCUUCACCCAGACCUUCCACUGCAAGCGACCCUUUUUCUCCUCUUGGUAG